Molecule: messenger RNA, 2163 nt
Organism: Gossypium raimondii (Peruvian cotton)
Lineage: Eukaryota; Viridiplantae; Streptophyta; Magnoliopsida; Malvales; Malvaceae
Exons: 5
Coding region: 1-2163 (720 amino acids)
Source: RefSeq, a predicted model, not a curated record
AUGAAUUUUCAAGUCGGAUCAGGCUCCAGUCCUGAGAAUAAUCCUGCCAAUCCUAUUGUUCCUGAUUUCGAUGAAGAAGUUGAAAAAGAGAAAACAAAAGAGGAAUUACCAAAGCAAUUGAAAGAAAGAUGGAAGUGUAUUGAGGAGAAAUUUAAAGCGAUGGAAACUACUGAAAGAUGCCAUGGGAUUGAUACUAAGGAUUUAAGUUUGGUACCGGAUUUAGUGCUUCCUUACAAGUUUAAAAUGCCGGAUUUUGAGAAGUAUAAUGGGACCACUUGCCCUGAAGCCCACAUUACUAUGUUUUGUAGGCAAAUGACUUGGUAUGUCAAUAAUGACCAAUUAUUGAUACACUGUUUUCAAGAUAGCCUCACGGGGGCUGCGUCAAAAUGGUAUAAUCAAUUAAGCUGUGCUAAGAUCAGCUCUUGGAGGGAUAUAGCACAGGCCUUUAUGAAACAGUACGGUCAUGUAGCGAAAAUGGUUCCCGAUAGGAUUACCUUGCAGAGUAUGGAGAAAAAGUCGAAUGAAGGUUUUAGACAGUACGCUCAGAGGUGGAUGGAGGUGGCAGUGCAGGUCCAACCACCACUCCUUGAAAGAGAGAUGACGAUGCUCUUUGUAAAUAUGCUGAAGGCCCCCUUCAUCACAUACAUGUUAGGCAGUGCCACGAAAAAUUUUGCUGACAUAGUCAUGAGUGGUGAGAUGAUUGAAAGUGCUGUAAAGAGUGGGAAGAUCGAUGUUGGAGAGAACAACAGAAGGCAAAACUCAAAGAAAAAAGAAAGUGAGGUGAACAACGUGAAUACAUACAACAAGUCAAUUACGGUGAAUCAGCCUAGGAAGGUAGUGGCAGGUCAACAAGGUUCAUCAAAACAGGAAUCUGGUACGAGGCCAAGAGUUACGGGGCACUCCAUAGAGCAUUGUACUGCUUUUAAAAAGCUUGUUGAGAAGCUCAUUAAGAUGGGCGUUGUCAAGGUAGAUGAUUCAUCAGGUACGGAAAAUCCAUUACCCAAUCAUGCUGAUGCUGGGGUAAACAUGGUGGGUGAAGGUACGGGGAAGAAGGUCAAGGAAAAUAUUGCUGAGGUAAAGAUCCCUUUGAAGAGGGUUUGGAAAGAAAUGGUAGAAAGAGGGUUAAUUGUUUCGGAUUUAGUGGGGGGUGGCAAGACCCAAAAUUAUUGUGAGUUCCAUCAUGAGAUGGGACAUGAAAUUCAAAGAUGUGAGAAGUUUAGAGCUCUGAUCCAGAGCAUGAUGGAUAAUGGAGAAAUAGAGUUUUUUGAAGAUGUGGAAGGAAAAAAAAGUAUAUGCGCAUCGGAGUCAGAGACAAGGAUUCCAAAGGUUAAUCAUCCUGUGAUUAUCAUUUCGAGCCCUAAGGUUACUGAAGUUAGGGCACAGGUAACAGUUUCGGGGAAGGAAACUUCAAUUAGUGUUGCGAAAGAAAACCAAAAGACAGAAUCGGUGGAGGGAAAAGUCCUUGCAGCGGAGCAAAAGAAAGAGAAGCAGGUUGAAUUAAGGUCAUUGAUUAAUGAGCCGAUAAGGGAAGAAGAGGCCACUGAAUUCUUGAAAUUUCUGAAGCACAGUGAGUAUAGCGUGGUAGAGCAGCUGCAUAAGCAACCAGCUCGUAUAUCUGUGUUGGCUUUGCUGAUGAAUUCAGAGAUACAUUCGGCAGGGGCUGUGCCUUCAUCGCUGCAUCAGAAGUUAAAAUUAGUGUCAGAGGGACGGUUAGUGACAAUAAAUGCCGAGGAAGGUAUUAUUGCGUCAAUAACCAGUAAUACACCAUACGUGGAGACUGAUGAGGAGGCGAUGGAAUGUUCUUUUCGGACUUUAGAAUUCGUAAAUGCAACAUUUAUUGCUAAGGGGAAUAGAAUUCCAGUACCGAAGAUAUCCAGGAUUACAAGAAUGGGCCUUCAAUUAAUGGUGGGAAAAGGAGUUGUACCGGGAAAAGAAUUGGGAAGAUAUUUGCAAGGAGGAGUUGAAGCACCAAUGAUGAAAGAAAAAUUUGAUCGUUUUGGUCUGGGCUAUAGACUAGAUAUAAAACAAAAAAGAAAGGGAAUGGAGAGAAGACAGGAGAGAAGAAGGGCACGCCUGAGCGAAAAUGAAGUUAGGUGGGAGCCUAUGGCUUUUCCUCACAUAUCCAAGACUUUCGUAUCAGGAGGGUUUAUUCAUCCAAAAUGA